AUGACCAUGAUGAAAUCUCUCUUUGCCCUGCAUCUACUGUUAUGGCUCCCUCAACACAUCACCUCUUUCUGUAGUCGACCCGUUCACAACGAUUGCAGAAAAACUUCACCGUCCUCACCAGUAGAGUUUUUGUCUCACAGUCGCACCAUUCCCACAGCCCUCUCCGCGCAAACCGUCAGCGAGCAGGAAGCCAAAAAGGGUAUUGACAAGGUCGUGGCGGCACUACGCAAGGAUAAAGUCGCCAAUGCUGAACUUGGCAAGCUGGAGAAAGUCAAUAACGUCUUGGGAUACGGUACCCCUUCUCUCAAUUCCUUAGCUGUUCGCUUCAACGCUAGUUUCCGCAAAGGUGGUGCUGGCCUCUCAUCCAUCCCGCUCCCUUUUGGACUCGGACAAUCCAACGUCGCGGAAGGCCGCGGCACAAUGGUUGGCCAAGUCAAGGCAACCGUGGACCUGACAUCAGGGAAAGUUACUUCGUGCAGUGUUUUUCGGGAUUUAGGAUACGGACGUGCCUUCAACCUCAAAGUUUAA
Messenger RNA from Phaeodactylum tricornutum CCAP 1055/1, 528 nucleotides. RefSeq lists its product with no specific name. The record is from RefSeq and is a predicted model, not a curated record. Lineage: Eukaryota; Bacillariophyta; Bacillariophyceae; Surirellales; Neidiaceae. The transcript has a single exon. Bases 1 to 528 code for a protein of 175 amino acids.